Molecule: messenger RNA, 2757 nt
Organism: Anopheles nili
Lineage: Eukaryota; Metazoa; Arthropoda; Insecta; Diptera; Culicidae
Gene: BicC
Product: protein bicaudal C
Exons: 7
Coding region: 1-2757 (918 amino acids)
Cellular component (GO): cytoplasm
Molecular function (GO): RNA binding; protein binding
Source: RefSeq, a predicted model, not a curated record
AUGAUGGCAUCUUGUUCGUCCUUCAGUAAGCACAUUUUCCUCAACGGUGGCCCGCCGAGUGAGACGACCAGCGAGAUCUCGUCGGUCGAAAGUGACUGGGGUGAUUUGCGGCUGAUAGCGGCCCAGCUGGGUGUCGCCAAUCCGGACGAUCUGCACGUCGAGCGCUUCAAGGUGGACCGGCAGAAGCUGGAGGAUAUGAUAAAGGUGGAAACAUAUUCAGAGGGAAUGAAUAGCGCCGAGGAGUUCUUCACGAAUAUCAUGAAGGAGACAACCACCUACGUAAGCUGGCCGUGCCGGUUGAAGAUUGGCGCGAAAACGAAGAAGGACCCACACAUCCGGAUCGUGGGCAAAAUGGCGGACGUAUUGCGUGCGAAGGACAAGGUCAUGUCCCGAUUGGACUCGCGGGGUAGCCGCGUGAUCAUGAAGAUGGACGUCUCGUACACGGACCAUUCGUUCAUCAUUGGGCGUGGUGGUAACAACAUCAAGCGCAUCAUGGAGGAAACGGCCACUCACAUCCAUUUUCCGGACUCGAACCGCUCGAACCCGAGCGAGAAAAGCAACCAGGUGUCGAUGUGUGGCAGCAUCGAGGGUGUCGAAAGGGCUCGAUCGUUGGUGCGCAACUCAACGCCGCUGUUGAUUUCGUUCGAGCUGCCAAUUUUGGCACCGGGAAAAACACCCCCGGACAAUGAUACACCGUACGUGAAGGAGAUCGAGGCGGAGUACGGUGUGCAGGUGAUCUUCUCCACUCGACCGAAGCUUCACUCGUCGCUUGUGCUUGUGAAGGGCUCGGAGAAGGAAGAGCAAAUGGUGAAGGAAGCCACCCGACGUCUCAUGGAUCUGAUGUGUGAGAAUAUGGCGAGUCAGAUACCGGUGCAGAUGCAGCUGGAGAUCUCGACCCAACAUCACCCGAUCGUGUUGGGGCGGGUUUCGAGCAAUCUGCGGAAGAUCAUGGACCGAACCGGCACGCAGAUCAUGUUCCCGGACGCGAAUGAUGUGAACAUCAAACCGAUCAAGCGCUCUCAGGUGACCAUCACCGGAUCCAUCCAUGGGGUGUAUCUCGCGCGACAGCAGUUGAUCGGAAGCCUUCCGAUCGCGCUGAUCUUCGACUACCCAGACAACACGGUCGACUCGGACGAGAUCACCAAGCUGAUGCUGACGCACGACGUGUUCAUCUCGGUGCGCCAAAAGUCCCGCCAAAGCACACUCUGCAUCGUGAUCAAGGGCAUCGAGAAGUUCAUCGCCAACAUCUACGAAGCGCGCCACCAGCUGCUAAAGUGCGGUGGUCCACGUGUUCCAGCCGGCAUCCCACACACGUACUUCGGACCAAACGAGCACGCGCAGCAAACGUCCCACAACAUUUCGGCGCUGCUGGCGGGUCCGGUUGCACCACCCUUUUCACCGCUAUCGCCACUCAAUCCGCUUCCGUUUCUUGGUUGGCCAACACCAGCCUCAGUUCCGGGUCAUGGUCCUCUACCACCGGCGAGUGAUUACGCGUUCCAGCACAUGCGCGGACAGUUCCAGAAUUUCCACGUGCAUGGUGCUGCGACGACCAAGCUGAUGCCACUAUCACUUCCACCCGGGCUGGAUCGAGCACUUGGAACCGCGGGUUCGACCGGAAAAUCACCGGCCCAUCCGCAUUUGCUCACUGUCCCGCAGACAGUCGGGACUGGUGGCUCAUUUCUGCACCAUCAGCAGCAACAGCAACAUCUUCACCAGCAGCAGCAGCAGCAGCAGCAGCUCCAUCAACUGGCCUCACAUUCGCACCAUCAACGGCAGCCGGUGAAUGGGAACUGCUCGACUUCCGGUAGCCUCACGACGAGCCUUAGCACGAUCAGUCAAAACAGCAGCCAUGCCACAGACAUCCAUUCGAGUGGGUAUCAGAGCCUGAACUGUUCCAGCACCUCGCUGGAUCAACCGUACCCGUCCAGUUCGUCGACUGGUGGGUCCGGUUGCGGAUCCAAUUCGCUGCUCAACGUUUCACCGGAACUGCAGCAUCAGCAGCAACCGAGUCCGAGCAGCUCCAGUGGGUUGAGUCGAAUGCGCCACAGCGUUUGUUCACCCAACAGUCCGCUGUUCUCACCGGAACUUGAGCAACGCACGCCAUUGGCAUUCGAGCAGAAGAGCUCGCUGAAUGACACGUUCCUGUUCAAUUUGGACCCGCGAGUUGUGGCCGGGUAUAAAGCGAUGUACAUGUCUCCACAGCAGGGUGAAGUCCGCACACCGACACUUUCCUGGCAGGGUUUGGGCCUAAGUCAAUCGAGCCCAGCUCCACUGGAAGCGGCCGAUCUGAGUUGGGCUAACACGAGCGGAUCGAGCAGUACCGGUGCUGGUGGUGGCAUGAAUACCAGCUCUAGCAGCUCCAGCAAUGGGGUGAGCGAUACGGGCCACAACCUGACAACGACCAUGAUCGAGGUGACGCCGCGGCACAAGCGCGAACAGAUGUCCCAGUACAACGACGUCACGACCAUCCUGACCGGGCUCGGGUUGGAGCAUUACAUCAAGAACUUCAUCAACGGUGAGAUCGACAUGACCGUCUUCCAGACGCUCACCGACCAGGAUCUGCUUAAUCUCGACAUCAAACCACUCGGCGCUCGUCGUCGCAUCCUGAUGGCCAUUCACGAUCUGGGCGCCCGUCAAGGAUCGUCGGCUCUGUUCGGAUCGUCCGUGCUCUCACCAUCGGCACUUCCGUCGGCGUUGUCACGCUUUUCCGGCUCGGCUGCUCCGGGUGCGGAACGACGGUCCUCCAGUGGGCAGUAA